Messenger RNA from Coregonus clupeaformis (lake whitefish), 2810 nucleotides. Its product is annotated as calcium-binding mitochondrial carrier protein SCaMC-3. Lineage: Eukaryota; Metazoa; Chordata; Actinopteri; Salmoniformes; Salmonidae. The transcript is spliced from 10 exons. The record is from RefSeq and is a predicted model, not a curated record. Gene Ontology annotation, molecular function: ATP transmembrane transporter activity; calcium ion binding. Gene Ontology annotation, biological process: transmembrane transport. Bases 591 to 2060 code for a protein of 489 amino acids.
CCUUUCAAAGUAAAAGGGAUGUAUCUCUCUCUCACGAACACGCACACACACCGCAUUGAGCCUGUUGUCAGAGACGACGGCAUAAAAUUCCACCCGGUUUCCUACAUGCGUGCACAAAGCUGUAGCUGUGGUAAAAUAUCACGAACGCCAGGAGCUCGGUUCGCUUCGUUGCGUUGCACGGGGACUCACAUGCUCAUCCAAAAGGCAGAGCCAGUCCCCUGACCAACAGACUAAUUCAUUUGAAUUAGUUAAUGGAUUUAAUCAUCGCCGAUGUCACGGGAUAUGUAACGGAUACGGGGAUUAAUAUUACAGGCACUGAGAGUUUACACCGCGCCCGGUGUACUGACAUUCUCCGCAAGGACUCGGUGUAUUAAACCGGUGCCUCGGUAACGAGACCAAGAGAGAACAGCAGUUAUUUCAGUGCGGCUAUUGUGGUAUGGUUCCAGGAUUUUAAUAGGUAGGCUAUCAUAAGGAUACCCACUGGGAGUCAUUCGAACAUAAAGCGCUCCUUCAAUUUUCUACGCCUGCUUCGCGGCAGCAGGUUGGGAUAAUAUCCACCACCACCAGGAUUGCACAAGUCUCCCAUUCACAUGGGCGAAGGCAGGGCUCGGUUCUGCUUUGGUUGGACCCGGGCUCGCUGUCAAGAACAAGACAAAGGUGUGUCGGACCCUGGGAGGGAGCCGGAAACGCGAGAGAGAUGGGCCGAACUGUUCGACCAACUGGACCUCAAUAAAGACGGUAAAGUCGACAUCAACGAGCUGAGGAUAGGACUCGCUGCCCGCGGUUUACUUCGCAGUGACGCGGAGGAGAUAGUGCGUGAGAGUGACACCAACCAUGAUGGCUUGCUGGACUUUGAGGAGUUCUCUCAGUACCUGUGGGCCCACGAAAAGGAACUGCGGCUCAUGUUCCACACACUGGACCGCAACCACGACGGGCGCAUUGAUGUCGGGGAGAUUCAACAAUCGCUGCACAACCUGGGACUGGAGGUGUCCACAGAACACGCCAUCAAAAUACUACAGAGUAUGGACAGGGACGGCACCAUGACUAUCAACUGGAAUGAGUGGCGAGAUCACUUCCUGUUUAACCCUCUUCACAACAUGGAGGGCAUCGCCCACUACUGGAAACACUCUCUGAUGUUUGACAUCGGAGAGCACAUGACAGUGCCGCCAGAGUUUUCCCAGCAAGAGCGCCAGUCGGGGGUAGUGUGGAGGCAGCUGGUUGCCGGGGCGAUGGCGGGGGCGGUGUCACGGACAGGAACCGCCCCCCUCGACCGUCUCAAGGUCUUCCUACAGGUGCAUGGCUCCAGCUCUAAGGGGAUCAACCUGUGGACGGGGCUGAGGGGGAUGGUCCAGGAGGGGGGUGUACGAGCUCUCUGGAGGGGCAACGGCAUCAACGUCCUCAAAAUAGCCCCAGAGUCUGCCAUCAAGUUCAUGGCCUACGAACAGAUCAAGUGGUUGAUCAGGGGCAGAAAUGAAGCGGGUACUCUGCGGGUGCAGGAGAGGUUCAUCGCUGGCUCUCUGGCUGGAGCCACCGCACAGACCAUCAUCUACCCUAUGGAGGUGCUGAAGACUCGUCUGACCCUGAGGAAGACUGGCCAGUACUCUGGCAUGGCAGACUGUGCCCGUCAGAUCCUGAGGAAGGAGGGGGUCCGAGCCUUCUACAGGGGCUACGUGCCCAACACACUCGGCAUCAUACCGUAUGCUGGCAUAGACCUGGCCGUCUACGAGACUCUGAAGAAUGCCUGGCUCCAGCGGUACUGUAAGGGCUCUGCUGACCCGGGGGUGUUGGUGCUGCUGGGCUGUGGUACUGUGUCUAGUACCUGUGGACAACUGGCCUCCUACCCCCUGGCCCUCAUUAGAACACGUAUGCAGGCCCAGGCCUCCACUGAGGGCGGGCCCAAGCUGUCCAUGGUCGGUCAGUUCAAGCACAUCAUAUCACAUGACGGGGUACCUGGGCUCUACCGCGGCAUCGCCCCCAACUUCCUGAAGGUCAUUCCUGCUGUCAGCAUCUCGUACGUGGUAUACGAACACAUGAAGAAGGCCCUGGGGGUGAGCUCGUAGAGAGAGGAAGGGAGAGAGAGAAGAGAGGGAUAUAGAGUGCAGCUCUUAGAUUUCAAGAUGGAGGAGAGGUAGACAGCAGUGGAUUGAGGGAGUGAGUGAGUCACAGCAGAAUCUGGGCCAUUCUUCUUCUUUGCUUAUGAACAGCAACCCCCAUUAUAGUCACAUCUCCACAGUAAGUCUGUGUGUUGCCCUCCAACCAAACACAGGGAAGCAUACAGUACAGUCUGUAGACCUAUAUGUAGGCACUUAUCUAAGGUCAGUGAUCUUCCUCCAAAUGACCUUGACAUAUACUGUAUAUUCGCUCUUUACUACACAUCAGAAUACGUGAGGUUGUUCCACAGUGUGCUUUUACCAGAACACUACCAAGCCAAAGUACCCCACUCUUUAUUUCAAUAUAGAUGUCAAAAGAGAUUAGAAAUGGAUUACAUGCAUUAUAUUUGUCUUCAGUUGCUAUUCUCAAAAACGUACAUUCUAAUGGGGAGUUUAUAAAGUUCUUAAACGAGGAAACAUUUUUCACGUUUACAUGAUGUAUUGAUAUAUAUUUUUGUAAGGAAAAGAUUCUGAAUACAUUUGGAAGAUAUACUUAUACAGGGUCUUAUACAGAGUAUUAUACAGAUCUGUUCCUCAUGAAUGGCUUUGCAGUUUUUUAAAAGGGAAUGUUUCUCCAAAGAUGGCACUUAUAUAUACAUACAGUCAAGUCCAAAAUUAUUGGCACCCUUGAUAAAGAUUAGCAAAAAAAUACUAAAUAAU